Messenger RNA from Balaenoptera acutorostrata (minke whale), 14456 nucleotides. It is a transcript of the gene SPATA6, whose product is annotated as spermatogenesis associated 6. The coding region runs from base 495 to 1787 and encodes 430 amino acids. The transcript is spliced from 14 exons. Gene Ontology annotation, molecular function: myosin light chain binding. Lineage: Eukaryota; Metazoa; Chordata; Mammalia; Artiodactyla; Balaenopteridae. The record is from RefSeq and is a predicted model, not a curated record. Gene Ontology annotation, biological process: spermatogenesis; motile cilium assembly.
GCCAUGACAACGAGUCCGCGCCCCGCGCACGGCUGCCGCUCGGGCGGGACCCAGGCUGGACCGCGGGCCCCGGCCUGGGGGAACAGCUGCUACCGCCGCCGUCACCUCGUCUUCUCCACGUCCCCGUCCCGACCCGCGUCUCCUCGCCUCCCUCGGGUCCGCGGCCGGGGUCCCGCCCCGCCGCCCAAGCCCUGCGCGGAUGCCGAAGGUGAAGGCGCUGCAGUGCGCCCUGGCGCUGGAGAUCCGCUCUAUAAAUACCCAGGAGUGGAAUUGCUGGAUCCUAUAAGUGGUUCUAUUUUAGUUCUGUGAGGAACCUCCGAUAUACUGUUUUCCAUAAUGGCUGCACCAGUUGACAUUCCCACCAACAGUGUGUAACUUGCCCAGGAGUGGUGCUGAAAGACAAGGAGGACAUCUAUCUUAGCAUCUGUGUGUUUGGCCAAUACAAAAAGACACAAUGUGUCCCAGCCAAUUUUCCACUGGUCUUCAAUGCCAGAAUGGUGUUUGAAAAGGUGUUCCCUGAAGCAGUAGACCCUGGAGAUGUGGUUGCACAACUUGAAUAUGAUACGGCAUUGUUUGAGUUGAUUCAGCUAGUUCCGCCAGUGGGUGAAACACUGUCUACAUAUGAUGAGAAUACACGAGAUUUCAUGUUCCCGGGUCCAAAUCAAAUUUCUGGACACCAUGACUCAAACCGCCAGGUUACCAUGAGGAGGAUUUCUUGCCUUCGCGGAAUUGCUCCAAAGCUGGAAUUUUCUACAACCUCAGUGAUUACCGAAUGUCUGAUAAGUUCAAGGAAGUGCCACACUCAGGAUAAAUUUAUUCACCAUACGGCUCCAGUUGAAAAAUCACACGGCAGACUGCAAACCAGAACACCAAGGUCACAAAAGAAAAAAUCCAAGUCACCUGAGAGAAAUAAAUAUUGCAUAAAUGCAAAAAACUACGAACAGCCUACAAUUUCUUCAAAAUCACACUCUCCAUCUCCUUACACAAAAAGACGCAUGUGUGAGCUAUCUGAAGACACUAGGCAGCGGCUGGCCCAUUUAAAUCUGGGCCCCUAUGAAUUCAAAAAAGAAACAGAUAAACCUCCAUUUGUGAUUAGACAUGUUGAUCCCCCAAGUCCCAGGGCUGAUGCUUUAUUUGGAUCUUCUGGCAGAGACUGUGAAAGAGAUGGAUGGUCCAGGCUGCACAAUGAUCAUUCUCAUCUUGGCUGCUACCGACCCAAGGAUUAUAAGGUCAUCAGAACACCUCAUGGGAGAGACUUCGAUGACUCUUUGGAAAGAUGUGAUGACUAUUUGAGUUCAAGGUCAUGUAGCAAGCCCCAGCAUUCAUCCAGGACCUUACUCGUUCAUUCAGCACCCUCUACAAUGCCGAAGCAUUCUCCAAGCCCUGUGUUAAAUCGUGCUUCUCUCAGGGAAAGAUUCCAUUCUGAUUGGUGUUCACCUUCAAACUGUGAUGAGAUCCAUGACCGGGUAAAGAAUGUCUUGAAAUCACAUCAAGCUCAUCAGAGACAUUUAUAUGAUGAGAGAGACCCAGAGAAAGAAGAUGAACUGGAACUGAAAAGAGGUCUUUUACAUAGAGACUCUGCCUAUGACAGUGACCCAGAGUAUAGCUCAUGUCAGCAGCCACGUGGCACUGUCCAUUUGGAUGAUGGCGAAUACUGGUCCAACAAGGCAGCCUCUUAUAAAGGAAAAUCCCACCGACCCAUCUUUGAGAACAGCAUGGACAAGAUGUACAGGAACUUAUACAAAAAGGCCGGUAGUUCUGUUUCUCAUACACAGGAAAGCUGCUGAGACCAGUGGUGAUAACCUGUAUGAGUGUCCUGUCAACUUCUCAAUGAAAACAUUUGAUGUGAUCAGUAUCUGUAUUCCUUUUCUUUUAAGCAGGUGGUUCUAAUUGAGUACAGUAGUUAGACUUGAAUAAGUUUAUUACUUCAAAUGAUAAAUUAUCAUGGGCAAGCCUUCUUUUUCCAAUCACAGUAAAGAAUGCUAUAUUCUAAAAGUCAAAGCUCUGCAACACAAUCACAACCUCCAUUCUGAUUCUGAGAAGGCUGUUCUGUCACAUCUCUCUCAUAUCACCAGCUACAAAUCCAAACACAGAUUCUCUCUAGAAAUGUUCUUCUGCCUUAAUCACCUUGUAAUUUUCUUUUCACCUACUUGACCGGUUAUCUUGUCUAAGAUUUAAUUAUUAUUAUUAACUCCCUUUUCUUGGUCAUGAGCAAAAAGAUAUACUGUACAAAGAUGAAUUUCCCAGGAGUUUAAACCCUGUUUUAACUAGUAUUUUCUACCAUUUGCUCCCUCAGAAAAUGUUAUUGAUAUGUCUUAGCUCCUAAGAUACAGCUUUCUUUUUAAAGUUUCUAUAAUCAUUCACUCCCUCUUUUUAAAAAGAACUACCUAAGUUACUUAAAAUGCUUAACAGUUAUCUAGAAAUAGGAAUGGCCAUGGGUGAUCCACAAUGUGAAUAACUGAUUUUUUUUUUUUUAAAACAAUGUUCUUUUUUUUUUUUUUUAAUUUAUUUAUUUAUGGCUGUGUUGGGUCUUCGUUUCUGUGCGAGGGCUUUCUCUAGUUGUGGCAAGCGGGGGCCACUCUUCAUCGCGGUGCGCGGGCCUCUCACCAUCGCGGCCUCUCUUGUUGCGGAGCACAGGCUCCAGACGUGCAGGCUCAGUAAUUGUGGCUCACGGGCCCAGUUGCUCCGCAGCAUGUGGGAUCUUCCCAGACCAGGGCUCGAACCCGUGUCCCCUGCAUUAGCAGGCAGAUUCUCAACCACUGCGCCACCAGGGAAGCCCAAAUAACUGAUUUUUAAAGACAGAAUUUUUUGCAUGCUUUUCUUCUAGAGCCAUAUCUUUGGUGCAUCCAGAAUCAGAAAAUAGCCUUUGUUAAUAAGCCUGUAGAGACUCAGAAAGAAUAAGGGACUUAUAUUGUAAUUUCAUCUCUUUAGAGCUUUCAUAGGUAUCAAAUAGCCCAAGAAAGUAGCAUCCUUACUUUAAAGGACACUUGGAACCAUAAAGGGGAGGAAAAUAUUAGAGCGUAACUCUUGGUACUAGAAGGUUGUUAGUUGAUAAAAUUAGCUUCUCCCCCAUGCCCCAAACACACCUGUGAGGCAAGUGAGGCUUUGAAGAUAUGAAGAAAUCAGUUACCUUGUAUUUACCAGAGUGAGUGGAAGAAAAGCAGAGAAUAGGAAAUGGUAAACUUGGCUUAUAAACUUAAAGAGUUGACUACAAGGUAAUGUUUUCUCAUUGACUCCAUCUUUGGUUAAUUUUAUAGUUAUGAUCUUAAAAGAAAAAACUUGAGUUAAACUCUAUUUAAAUUGGAAUCAGCAUGUAAAAUUGGGUGAUUUAUUUUUGUAAUAGGAGAAAAUACGUAAUACUUGUUAUAAGACUUUUUUACUGUGUGUUUGAGUGUUUUAUCUGUGGCAAUCUGCAAGGUAUUGGAAAGCACAUCAGAGAUAGGAGCCAGGUGUCCUAGGCUUUAGAUCUCUGGUCCUUAGUUUCCUCAGUUAUCAAAUGGAGAGAAUGGAGUAGGUCAGCAUUUCCUGAACCAUGUUCUGUAGACCACUGUUCUAGGAGAUGGCUAUAGGAAAUACAAGUAUUUCAUUGGUCAUGUAAGUUUAGGAAAAAUCUAUGCAUUAUAUUCACACCCCUCAAACUUAGAGAGUCGUGCGUAUGAUAACAGGAGUGAAAAGGGGUGCUACUGAUGCUGAAAAAAUAGUGGUAAACUGGAGCUGUCCGGACAAACUACAUAUGGUCAUCUUAGUCAUAGUAAACAGUAGCACGUUAGAGGCUCCAAGAAAUCCUGGCAUAAAUAUGUUUCGCUCUAGCAUCUAGAAGAAAGUCUGACACAUAGUUGGUGCUCAUUACAUAUUUAUUGAAUUAACCCAGAAUUUCCUAAACUAAAUUGAGUGUGUAACAAUAUUUGUUGUUAUGGUUAUCUUUCCCCUCCCAUUCUGCUCCCCCAACUCCGCAUACUUCCUCUGAAAUGCCAUCUGCAGGUACAUGUGGACACAGUCAGGGAAAUACUGGACUACACAAUCACUGAGCUACCCUCUGGCUAUAAGUUAUAUGUUGAUGUUUUGUAUAAGCUUUUGAAGGUCAUUGAAUGAUGGUUUUUUAAAAAAAUCAUAUGUUCAAUGAAACUUAGUAUUUUUUCCCCUUUGGUAGAAACAAAUGAAAAAUUCCUCCAUUUAAAAGUUGCUUCUGGUGAAAAGAACAAAUAUGAACUUUAAAGAAAAUAUUUGCUCUCAUAGAAAAUCUCCUGAGUGAAUAAGUAUCACAAAAAUUACUUCUUGCACGUAUAUUUGCCAUUGUCAUACAAAGGCCACCAAAAAAUGGGUCUCAAAGGGGAACUUUAGAAAGUGAUAUUUUGAAAGACAUUUUCCUAUGGAUUAAAUUUGACAUCUCUCUGAAGGAUCGGAUGUAAAUUUCCACAUAUGUAGCAUCUUUGCUAAGUGUCUAUUUCCAUUCCCUAGGGGAAAGAGUGGUUUUUGUUGCUAUCCUUAACUGUUACUGCGAAUUCUUAUGUUGUAUUAUCUUUUAAGAGUAAAACCUUUAAGUACUAAUAGUUGCCUUUUCUCAUUGAAAGAAUCAGAAAGGUGCAGUAGUUUUUUCUUUUAAUCUUUUUUAAUAUCCCCUAAAAUCUAGUAAUAGUUAGUAGGCUUAAUAUGAAAGAUAAAUAGGUCUGUCUUCUUCUUUUUAAUGUAACUUUUCCUUUAAGUUAAAAAAAAAAAAAAGAACCUGGGAUUUUAGGAAGGAAAAUGUUAAUUCAACUAAGAAAAAAGAUGAGUCAUUGGACUGAGAAUGAGUUCUCCCUGGUUUCACUACUAUUUGUAUAACUUUAAGUCAUUUAUCCUUCUUGGAGCUCAGUUUUCUUACCUGUAAGGUGAGGAAGGGGUUAAUUUAGAAUGACCUUUUAAUGUUCCAACAUUUUUCUAAUUCUGUAAUUGAUCAAUAUAGAAGAUUAGGAAGUUCUAGGCAGCAGAGUUGUGUUGUGAUUUCAAAGAUUAUGCCCUUGAUUAAAAAUCUGGACCAAAUGGAGAAUUCUCAUUAUCGUGUUCAUUUUCUAAUAAUAGGUUUUUUGAGAUAGUUAAUAUACUACAAAAUUCACCCUUUAAAAGUAUACAGUUGAGUGGUUUUUAAUAUAUUCGCAGAGUUGUGCAACUGUAACCACUAGCUAUUUAUAAAAUAUUUCAUCACUACAGAAAGAAAUCCUGUACCCAUUAGCAAUCACUCCUCAUUCCCUUCUCCCCUCAGCUCCUGGCAACCACUAAUCUGCUUUCUGUUUCUAUGCUUAUUCUGGACAUUUCAUAUAAAUGGGAUUAUAUAAUAUGUGACUUUUGUGUCUGGCUUCUUUCACAUAGCAUAAUGUCUUCAGGACUCAUCCCUGUUGUAACAUGUAUCAGUACUUCAUUUCUUUUUAUUACUAAAAAGUAAUCCAUUGUAUGGAUAUAUCACAUUUUAUUUAUCCAUUCAGUUGGUGGGCAUUUCAUUGUUUCCACUUUGGGGAUAUUAUGAAAAAUGCUGGUACUAUUAACAUUUGUGAAGUUUGUGAGGACAUAUCUUUUUAUUUCUCUUGAGUAUACACUUAGGAAUGGAAUUGUUGGAUCAUAUGGAAACUCUAUGUUUAACAUUUUGAAGAACUGCCAAACUGUUUUCCAAAGUGACUCAACCAUUUUACAAUUAUUAGGUUUAUUUUUAUCUUACCUUAGGAACUUAGGCUAGUUACACAUUCAAGCACUCAUUCACCCAUUUAUCACAUAUUUAUUGAGCACUGUGUUAGAUAUAGAGUAUAAAAUUUUUAGAUGUAUCUUUCCACAAGCAUGCAGAUUCUAUUGAGAGAGACAAAUAACAGUGUAUUUCAACAUUUACAGUGGUUUGGUAACUUCUAUGAUAUAAGAAUGCACGAAUGAGGAUAGGGCAUGCUAGCUUGAUGCAACAGAACCUGCAAAAGUGUGAAAAUGGGAGAGAGCAUGAUUGUUCAGGAAACUCCAAGUGCUUUAGCUAGAGAUUGUGUACAAGGUUGCAAACACUUUGGUGGGACAGUUAAGAGGACCACAAAGAGAACAACAGGCCUGGAGCAGCAUUAGAUGUGGUAACCUUUGAGCUGGACAUUGAAAGAUGGGAAGGACUUUUGUGAACAGGAAACCAAGAUGGAAUAAACUCAAUAUUGAUCAGCUUUUAUGAGGGUGGAGGUGGGGUUGAGGAAAAUGUCCAGUAAUCAGUUAAAGAUCUAGAACUUGGGAGAACUCAAGAAUACAAAAUGGAUUUUUGAAAUCAGAUCAAAAUAAUGAAUUCAGAUCAAAAUGAACAAAAGCUCUAUGUUGUUCAUGUCCUAAUUUGUAUGUGACCAUAAUAGGCGCCCUGAGAGUAAUGGAAACCAAGUAAUUGUGCUUUUUACUUACUACUGAGGCCAUCGUGGUAGUGAGUUAGUUUGAGGGCCACCCUUUUAGAAAUUAAGAAAGAUAUUUUCCUCCCAAUCCCAGAUUGUCUAACUAGCUAGAAAUUUAUGUACAAAAUGAAGAGGUAAGAGGGAAAAGCCAACUUUCUGUUAUUGAGUUAUGAGAGUAUUAUUUAUCUCUGAAUGAUAUACUUUGAGCUUAAUUAUAUGAAGUUCCUUAGACAGCCAGAACUUGUGACUAUUCUCCCAUUUAACAAAUAUUAUUGAAGGUCUACUCAGUUUCAGGCAAUCUGCAAGGUACUGACUGACAUCUAGAGAUAAACAUAAACCUAGUUCCUGACCCUAGUUUGUGGGAGGAGACUGACAUUUACUUAUUAACGGUGAGAGAAGUACUAUAAUAGAUAGAAAUGCUAUAAGGUUUGCAAAUAUUUUCUCCUAUUCCAUUGGUCAUCUUUUCAUUCUGUUGAUUGUUUUCUUUGCUGUGCAGAACCUUUUUACUUUGAUGUAGUUCCACUUUGUCUAUUUUUGCUUUUGUUACCUUUGCUUUUGGUGUCAUAUCCAAGAAAUCAUUGCCAAGACCAAUGUCAAGAAGAUGUACACCUAUAUUUUCUAUGGGAGUUUUACAGUUUCAGGUCUUAUGUUUAAAUCUUUAAUCCAUAUUGACUUGAUUUUUAUGCAUGGUAUAAGGUAAGGGUCCAAUUUCUUUUUUUUUUUUCUUUUUUUUGCACGUGGAUACUACAGUUUUCCAAACACCACUUGUUGAAGAGACAAUUUUUCCCCAUUGUAUGUUCUUGGCACCCUUGUCAAAGAUCAGCUGACUGUAUGUGUUACUUUAUUUCUGAGCUCUCUAUUCUGUUCAAUUGCUAUUUGUCUGUCUUUAUGCCAGUACCAUACUGUUUUAAUUACUAUGGGUUUGUAAUUUAGUUUGAAAUCAGGAGUGUGAUGCCUCCAGCUUUUUUGUUCUUUCUUAAGAUCACUUUGGUUAUUCUGAGUCUUUUGUGGUUCUAUAUGAUUUUAUGAUUGUUUUUUCUAUUUCUAUAAAAAAUGUCAUUGGAUUUUGAUGGGCAUAACAAUGAAUCUGUAUAUCACUUUGGGUAGUGGACAUUCUAACAAGCCACAUGGUAACCACAAAAAAAAAAAACAAAAACAAAAACAUAAAGAAGAUACAGAAAAUAAAAAAAGAAAGGAAUCAAAGAAUGUCGCUAUAAAAAAAUCAACAAAGCACAAAGGAAUACAGCAAGAGAGGAAUAGAGGAACAAAGUAAAUGUAAAACAGAAAACAACAAAAUGGCAAAAGUAAGUCCUUUCCUAUCAAUGGUUACCUUAAACAUAAAUUAAUUAAACUCUCCAAUCAAAAGACAUAGAGUAGCUGAAUGGAUAAUAAAACAAGAUCCAACUAUAUGCUGUCUACAGGAAACUCACUUUAUAUUUAAGAACACACAUAGGCUAAAAGUGAAGGAAUGGAAAAACACUAUUCCAUGCAAAUAGUAAACAAGAGAGCAUAGGUGCCUAUAUUAAUAUCAGAAAAAAUAGACAUUAACUGUCAGAAGCAUCACUACAUUUCUGUUGCAGUAUAAGUUUAAAGAAGUUUAGCUUUCUGAGUUUAUGAUAUAGUUCAGAAAUAAGGUGAGAGAAAAUCUUUAAUGCCUUUGAAUAUAUGUAAUAGAAUUGAGAUUAAGUGUAUCCUAUUAGAGGCUUACUUUUAUCAGUGAAAGUCAUUUUUCACUGGAGUUUUUGUUUGUUUUUUAGUAAAAUUAGUGAUACAUGCAAAUAAAAUGUUGAAGAAGGAUUUAUGUAUAUAUGUUUUCAGAAAGUUCUAUUUCUAGGGCAUUGACAACAACACUGAAUAGUAGAAAAAGCACUUUCUUCACAACUUUUCUGAACUUCAUUUGUUUUACCUGUGAAAAAGGAUAUUAAUAAACACUGCCCUCCAUUUCUCAUAGAGCAUUAGGAUUAAAUAGGAAAGUAAAUGUGGACAUUCUUCUACAUAUAUUAGGCACUAUCCUAAUUACUUUUUGGAAGUGAUCUGGGAAAAGAAAUUUGCAGUUUGAAAAAUAUUCCAUCUGGCAUAAUAGCAAUACUGUUGUUUGUAGAGUUGAAGAGACCUCAGAUUUCUUUCUCUGUUUCCUUGUCACCUCUGUGUUACUUAACUUUUCUGAACUUGUUUUCUCACUUGUAAAAUGGAAGCUAUUUUCAUAGGUUUCUUGUGAUCAUUUAAAGAGUUAAUGCAUGUGGAACAUGUUGUACAAUGCAUGGUGCUCAAUAAAGUAUAACUGUAAAAACUAAAAUUCCAAGUCAAUAUAGAGGUGGUAUUCUGAACGAUCUUGAAGAUUUGAUUGGAGAAAAAAAAUGGAAUAAAUGUAAAAAUUUUUUCAAAAUUAUUUUAAGACCCAAGACCAAAUUAUUCAGAUUUUUUUGGUAUGGCUCUUAUAUUUACUAGUUAUUUAGUUUAUGUAGGUUGUAUAGUAUUAUGAGAAGAGUCAUAUACCUGGGUUUGUAUUCUACACUGUGGUGCUGUCUGGAGAUAUUAGACCUUAAUUUUUUUAUUUAUAAAAUGAGAAUGAUACCUACCUAGAAUGGUUACUAUGAAGAACAUAUUAGGUAAAUGAUGCAAAGUGACUAGCAUUGUACCUGAAAAAUAGUAGAUGCUUAAAAUUGAUUUAAUACCCUUUCCCUUUCAUUAGUUUCAUCAUUUUGUGCAUAAAUCCACCCAGGCAUAGACAGCUACCUUAGCGUCAUUAUUUUUACUAUAAUAUUUAAAAUCCUGUUAACCUUGUAUAUGUUGUGCACUUUGGUAGAGGUUUUACAUAGAUUUUGCAAGUGAAACUAAACGCAUGACUUUAGUCUUUGAGAAUAUUGUCCACUUCAACUUUAUAUGUGACUUCUCUCACUUGUCAAGGUAUUAUUUUUAAAACAAAAAUAAAUUUAAUUUGAGGGUAUGUCCUAUUAACCAGUUUUGAUAGUAGGAAGUUUAUUUUGUCCUUUGUUUAUUUUGGAUUUAGCACAGUUAUGUUUUGUAAAUUAACCAUAUCCUUUUGAUUUGGGGGAUGUUAGAGGUAGAAGUUAAAGUAAAUCACCCUAAUUCAAUAGAAGUAACCCUGGAUCAUCUCAGCCAGAUGCACGUCCCUGCAAGUCUUAAGAAUUUAUAAUAAUGUGAUUGAGCAAUCACGUGUUUCAGAAAACUAUACUGUUUGACACUAGUCACAGAGAUAUAUGUAUGUGUGUGUGUGUGUGUGUGUGUGUGUGCGCGUGCACUUACGUACAUAUACACAUGCACACAAAACUUUUUUUAAAUAAACUAAUGUUUACCAGGUAAUUUUUUAGAAGUCUUAAAUUUAAAAAAUGUUAAUUACAAAAAUUUUCUUUAGCGAUCUCAACCUAAGAUAUACGUAAAAUAAAUUUAAAAAUAUAUUUACAUGUUUUUGGAAAUUGCUGGCUAAUGAGUGUUAUAUUUUAGUUAUUGCAUCUUACUGCAUAUAAAUUAUUCACUGCUCAGAAAAAUAGCCUAGUGGUUAAAUACACAGCCUCUGGAGUCACACUGCUAGAUUCCAAUCACACUUCAACCACUUAAUAACUGUGUGACCUUAGACGAAUUACCUGAUUUCUUUGUUUCUAGUUUUGUCAUCUGUAAAAUGAAGAUACUAUUACCAAUCCCAUGGGGUCAUUAUGAAUAUUAAAUUAGUUAACAAAUAGAAAGUGCUUAAAACAAGGCCUUGAACAUGGUAAGGGCUGUAUAAAUGAUAUGAUUUACUACAAUUAUUAUUGUUGUUGUUAUUGUUACAUAGCUGACUAUCUAUUGGACUCAUCUGAAACAUGUAUGUUUUCUGAAACAGUUAUUUAGUAUAGCCCCCUUUUCCCCUUGUUUAUAAUAAUAUUCUGUUGCUAAAUAAAAAACUAUAUUUGAAAGGAAUCUACCACUCAAGAAGAACGUGUUAAAAAUAUUUCACAUUAUCCUGGAGGAUAGAAAAAAUAUUCUAUCUUGACUCUCCUUUGUGGCCCAGCAGUUGUUCACUUAUGAUACAUUCCUACAGCUAUGCAGCAUAAAGAAUGUGUUUUGGCAUAGAAACUGCAUAAUUUGGAGAGGUUUUAGUUGAUUAUCUUAAACAAAAAACUGUCAAACUAAUUUCAGUUCCACUGGAAACCCAGGGGGGUAAUUGUUUUUGCUAAAUGAGAGAAAAGAUACCAGCUUUUGAAUUAAAAGUAAUUUCAAGUGUUUAUGUUGGGAAAAUGGAAGAAAAAGAACAUUUGACUUCAGUGAAUUUUUAUCCACCAAACAUUUAAAGCCUUAGAAAAACUAUUUCCACUAAACUUUAUGAUAAAUAUAAUACCUUGUAUUUCUCCGUACAUGUUUAUGAAUUAGGUAGGGCAGGGGUUAUAAUCUACACUUUUACAAAUGAGAAAACUCAAAUUUGGGUUAAAUGUCUCUUGCAGGUCACACAGUGGGGGGUAUGAGUGGCUGAAUGAGGACUUAAACCCAUAUAUUAGUAUUUCCUCAUAAAUAUUCUGUUGAACUUUUUCCUACUAUUGCUUGAUUUUCCUUAAGUAUUGGAUUUCAUAUUGGAUUUUAAGAGACGAUACUUGAUUCUCAGUGAUUGAUCACUACUAUAUAUGGAGGAGGCUUAUUUUCCAUUAUUCAGACUUUUUGAUAUGUUUGUAAAUAGCUCCAGCCAUUUGUUUUUCCUUCUCCCUGCUCUGUCCCUACUUGUUGGCCAAUUCACCCACUUAGGAACACACCUCCAGUCCAUUGAACAGUGAGGGAAAUUAAACUAUCCAGCUUAUAACUAGUUAGCAGCUCUACUAGAAAGGUUUAGUAAUAAAGAGUUCCAUGGGGUUUAAAGAAUUCAGUGAUCUGGUUACCACAAAUCAUUGGAAAUUGUCAUAAUUUGGACGUAACCUUUCCCCAGGCAUAGGAUGCAAAUGUAGAGUAUCUGAGACGCAUGUAACGUUCAUCUCAUUAGUGGAACAGGCAUGACUAUGUAGCAUCCAGAUCUAAAGCUGGUAAAGAUUUUGGUUGUGUUCCAGUUCAGUAUUUCCAAAUCCUGACUGAUGAGAAUCACUUAGGAAGCAGUUAGAAAUAGUUUCCUCAUCUCAGCCUCUGGAGAUCCUGAUGCAGUAAAUUUAACUUUUUUAAAGAGUCUUUAAGAGUUUUUGAGCCUCUCUAGAUGAUUGUGAUGUUUGUCCAGGUUGGUGAACCAUGAGUCUGUCACCUCUUCAUGGCUUCCUCUCUAUUAAGGAGAAAGAAGGCCUUUAUUUUUUUAUUUUUUUUUUAUUUUUAAAAUUUAUUUAUUUAUUUAUUUAUUUUUGGCUGUGUUGGGUCUUCGUUUCUGUGCGAGGGCUUUUCUCUAGUUGUGGCAAGCAGGGGCCACUCUUCAUCGCGGUGCACGGGCCUCUCACUAUCGCGGCCUCUCUUGUUGCGGAGCACAGGCUCCAGGUGCGCAGGCUCAGCAGUUGUGGCUCACGGGCCCAGUUGCUCCGUGGCAUGUGGGAUCUUCCCAGACCAGGGCUCGAACCCGUGUCCCCUGUAUUGGCAGGCGGAUUCUCAACCACUGCGCCACCAGGGAAGCCCAAGAAGGCCUUUUUUCAGCUGGUUUAAAUUUCUCCUUCUUUUAAAAUGUUAUCAUUUUGUUAACCUCUUCAUCAUCUGAAUGUUUUUGUAUUGUAGGCACAAAAUACCUUGAGCUCCAAGAAGGUUUAUGGCUGUCUCUUGAUUUCCAUGUGAAUUAUAUACCUUGGGGGGUAUCCGUGGCUAACCUUUAAAUACCAGGGUUUUUUCUCCCUUCAUCUAAACAGUUAUCAAGCUCAUACAUUUAUUUAUGCAUUCAUUAAGCAAACAUCAAGUACCUAUUAUGAACUAAAUAUUGUGAGUGGCAUUGGGCAAAUAAAAAAUAAAUAUGUCCUGACCUCUCACAGACACAUUAUAAUACGGUCUGUUAUAAAAUGUUUAUUGUGGAUAUAUAUAUAUAUAAACAAAUAUAUAUAUUAUAAAUAUAUAAUACAAGUAAAUAUAUGAAGGAGAUGUUUGGGUGGGUUCUUUAGGAGCAUGGAAGAGGGAAGCAACCACGUCCUUAAUGAGUGAAGGAAGGCGUCACAAAGGAAUCAGUCUCUCAUCUUGAUCUUAAUGGAUGAUUUUAUCAGAAGAGGAGGGGCAGGGCAUCGGAGCUGGUGUGGGCAUGAAAGAAGCACCACAUCUUCAGGGAACUGCAAGGAGUUCACUGUGGUUAGAGUACAAGGGUGUAGGGUGAAAUGGGGGCCCAAGAUAAGGGGGAAAUGUAUGUUGAAAUUACAUCAAGGCACUUCUUCAUAUGCCUUACUAUAGAAUUUGAAUUCUGUCCUCAAACCAAAAAAAAUAUUUAGGGGCUCAAGUAAUGCCAUUUUGUCCUCAUAAUAUCAUUAGCAGAUAUAUUUGACAUCCCAAAGGUCAUAUUAAGACCAAAGGUAAAGAGUUUUGUAGCCUAUGUUUCUCCAGCCAUUUUUCAUCUUUCAGCAUAUUUAUUGAGCACUUGCAUGUCAAACACUUUCGAUGACAUAAAAAAUACUUCUUAAAUGUUCUCACGGAAUUUUCAGUCUAAUUUAGCAGAUGACAUAAAUACUUGAAAAGACCACAGUAAAGAGAUAGGAAUCUAUAAUUACUGAAGAGUCAGUGAGUAAUAAGGGUUCAAAAGAUGGAGAGAACUAGUCAUUUGUCUGAAAAGGCUUCAUGAAUACAGAGGAAGGAUAUGAGUUCAGUCGGCAGCAUGGGUUGGAUUAGAAUAGCUAGGAAAAGAGAAAAGUACUUUAAGUGGAAAAAAAUUGAGCAGUGGCAUAAAGGUGUGGAAAUAAGGGUUCAGGAAGUGUGUUUGAGGACAGCAAGUUGAUCACUUGCCUGGAUAGAGUUUCAUGUAGGGAAGGAGCAUUGACGAUAAGUAAAUACAGCUUCAAAAUGAAAUGAAACCUUUAGAAAACCUCCUAAGAAAGGCUAUUCCUGAAUUUGCUUUUGAUCCAUCUUAAAGAUAUCACAUAAAACUCAAACCGCAGCUGAACUUUAAAAAAUAAAUAUUUUGUAAUAGAAGAGUAUUUCCUGGCAUUAAGAUACUUUCAAACACUAAAAUCAUUGCCAGAGAUUUUCCAGCUUAAACUCAGCUGUUUAAAUGCAUUGGAAAGAGCUUUAGAUAGCUUUUUAUGUUUGGUUUAGACUUUUUUUUUCAAGGAAAAAACAGAAAAGUGUAGCCAUUGGCCCUGUGUACACAAAGAGCAUAAUUGUCAUGUCUUUGUCUGCUAGAUAUCUGCAUUUCAUUCAUUGUUUGCCCAUAGCCAGUGAACCUUAGGGAUAAUUCUUUCUUGCCUUGGACCAGAACAAAACUAUAGAUAAGUUCCACAAGUCAGACAUCAAAGAUUAAUAUAAAAACAUUUUCCAAUAAACUUAUAAUCAUUGUUUUUAUAUCAAUUUUUCUAGGAAAAUAUUGCAACUUUAAUUGGACUUUUCAAAUGUUAAUUAUUUUAUGAUCUUAAAAAACAAUACUGCAUAAAAAUUAGAAGAUUUAUGAAGUACUCAUGUGAAAGUAUCAAUAAAAACUUGAGGUAACUUGCAAUAUUUUUGUACAUUUUAUUGCAAUAUUCUGUGCAUUUCUACAAAGUCAUUUGUUUCUUUAAACAGAUUUCAUAUCUUACUAGUUUAAUGGUAACACAUACACAUUUCUUCAUUUUUCUAAAAUGAUGCAUAAAUGUAUGUUUAAUAGUUAUCUAAUAUUGCACUGAUGUGCUAUGAAUUAAUUUAAUCAUUCCUCUGUGGUUGGACAUUUCAGCUGUUUCCCAAGUGUGUGUGUCUAUUAUGUAUUUAAACCGAGAAGAAACAUGUUUGCACCAAAGGUAGGUUAUAUGAUCUACUUAUGCAAUGUGCAAGCAGAAAAUGGGUGACAGAAGGAUUGUUCUUCCAUUCUUGUUUGUUUGUACCAGAAUUCUCUAUUGUUUACAUACAUUUUAGCCUCUGUGUCAUUUUCAGAAGCUUUAUUUUUCUCACUUACUUUUUGGUUUGGAUAAGACUUAAAUAUAAAAUCCAUCUGCGAAGCAUAUUGUAUAUUCACAUUGAAGGCUAAAA